Messenger RNA from Triticum urartu, 1453 nucleotides. RefSeq names its product 2-alkenal reductase (NADP(+)-dependent)-like. The record is from RefSeq and is a predicted model, not a curated record. Gene Ontology annotation, molecular function: oxidoreductase activity, acting on the CH-CH group of donors, NAD or NADP as acceptor. NCBI's taxonomy places the organism in Eukaryota, Viridiplantae, Streptophyta, Magnoliopsida, Poales, Poaceae.
UUGAGUUAUUGGCACGUGGUGCCCGUGGGGAAGCGCCGGACCGACCGUAACAAGUGGACGGAGCAGCACCGGCCAGCCCAGCGCAUCGCCGUGGAGCUGGACCACCGUGCACCAUCGCCCUCGUCCGUCCAUCCUCGGCAAGCAUCAUAUAUCCACUCCAACUCCAAGCAAAAUAAAAUAUCAAAACCAAUUCAACUCCCUCAGAUCGUAGUCUUGCAGUCCACCCACGGCGGCGAUGGCGGAGCUCGAGAGCCGGCGGGUGAUCCUCAAGGACUACGUCGAGGGCUACCCCACGGAGGCGCACAUGGAGCUGCUCCCCGCCGCGCCCGUCGACGAGGCUGCGGCCGGGGAGGAGGGGUCGGUGCUGGUCAAGAAUCUGUACCUCUCCUGCGACCCCUACAUGCGCCCCAAGAUGUCCCGCCCGCUGCACCAGUCCUACACCGCCGCCUUCGUCCCGGGCGCCGCCAUCACCGGCUACGGUGUGUCUGAGGUCGUCCGCUCCUCGCGGCCCGGGCUCGCCGCCGGCGACCUCGUCUGGGGCAUGACCGGCUGGGAGGACUACAGCGUCAUCAAGCCGCCCUUCACGGCCAUGCUCACCAAGAUCCAGCCCGACGACGGCGUGCCGCUGUCCUACUACACCGGCAUCCUCGGCAUGCCGGGGCUCACGGCCUACGUGGGAUUCCACCACAUCUGCUCCCCCAAGGCCGGCGAGACGGUGUUCGUCUCCGCGGCCUCCGGCGCCGUCGGCCAGCUCGUCGGCCAGUUCGCCAGGCUCCUCGGCUGCCACGUCGUCGGCAGCGCGGGCUCCAAGGAGAAGGUGGACCUACUCGUCAACAAGUUCGGCUUCCACGACGCCUUCAACUACAAGGAGGAGGACGCCGACCUCGCCGGCGCGCUCAAGAAGCGCUUCCCCGACGGCAUCGACGUCUACUUCGAGAACGUCGGCGGCAAGAUGCUCGAGGCCGUGCUGCUCAACAUGAAGGUGCACGGACGCAUCGCCGUCUGCGGCCUCAUCUCCCAGUACAACCUCACCGCCGGCGAGAAGGAGGCCGACGUCGGCGUGCGCAACCUCACCUCCCUCGUCUCCAAGCGCAUCAAGAUGCAGGGCUUCAUCGAGCCCGACCACAAGCACCUCUACCCGGAGUACAUGGCGUGGGUGCUCCCGCACAUCAAGGAGGGCAGGGUCGUCUACGUGGAGGACGUCGCCGACGGGCUCGACGCCGCGCCCGCAGCGCUCAUCGGCCUCUACCACGGCCGCAACGUCGGCAAGCAGGUCGUCAGGCUCACCAACCCCGACCCCAAGUGACUCACAAAUUGUACUGUAGUAGCAGAUCGAUUAUCAACCACGCGUCAAUCAUCAUCAAGAAUAAAAUCAAAAUCUAUUCGCAUCGCAAUCGCAUUUGGUGGUUGAAUGGCGACGUAAAAGUCAAGUUAAACAAAAUAUCCUUUGCUC